Molecule: messenger RNA, 2669 nt
Organism: Polistes canadensis
Lineage: Eukaryota; Metazoa; Arthropoda; Insecta; Hymenoptera; Vespidae
Gene: Naglu
Product: alpha-N-acetylglucosaminidase
Exons: 14
Coding region: 84-2378 (764 amino acids)
Source: RefSeq, a predicted model, not a curated record
UUUUAUUUCCCGUCUCUGUUCCACUUUAUUUUCUUUCAUCAUAAGUCCAGUCUACAAUCGAGAGUCGCCGGUUAUCGUUCAAGAUGACCGCAAUAAUUUCAUGGAUCUGUUUUUGCGCGUUGCUUUCAGGAAUUCGUGCUAGUCAACAUUUAAAAAAAGACGGAUUUCAGAAUACAUUGGGACACUUGAGACCAAGAACAUCGUCAGAGGUUCAAGAAAAAACAGUGAAAGAUUUGAUUGAAAGAUUAUUGGGAAAGGAUUUAGUUAAUUUAUUCGAUGUUCACGUUGAUCCUGAUCUCGGUCCAUCGGAAAAAGACACUUUUCAGAUAAAGAAAAAUGAUCUUGGUGUAAUAGAAAUUCGUGGUACUUCUGGAGUGACCGUAGCAUGGGGUUUGCAUUAUUAUUUAAAAAAUUAUUGCAACGUUCAUAUUUCCUGGGAUGGAAAUCAAAUUGAGUUGCCUCGUACUUUACCGGAUGUUCGUGUCACAAUUACGUCAAAUGAUAGAUUUAGGUAUUAUCAGAACGUAUGUACGUUGGGUUAUAGUUCAGUUUGGUGGCAAUGGGAUCAAUGGGAACAAAAUCUCGAUUGGAUGGCCCUUAAUGGGAUUAAUUUAGCUUUAGCAUUUAUCGGGCAAGAAGUAAUCUGGGAAAGAGUUUAUCUCGAAUUGAAUUUAACCAAAGAUGAGAUAGACGAGCAUUUUGGUGGUCCUGCUUUUUUACCUUGGUCUAGGAUGGGUAACAUUCGUGGAUUUGGUGGACCAUUGACUGAUCAUUGGAAUUACAAAAGUUUACGAUUACAACAUCGUAUCCUUCAAAGGAUGAGAGGACUCGGAAUAAUCCCUGUAUUACCUGCUUUUGCUGGUCACGUGCCAAGAGCCUUUGCCAAAUUAUUUCCAAACGCCAAAAUGACCAAGAUAGAUAGCUGGAAUAAAUUCGAGGACAAAUUUUGUUGUCCUUACUUAUUGGAUCCCAUGGAUGAACUGUUUCAAACUGUUGGUGAAAUGUUUUUACGUGCGUACAUCGAAGAAUUUGGAACGGAUCAUAUAUACAAUUGCGAUACUUUUAAUGAAAACGAACCUGGUAGCAGUGAAUUAACUUAUUUAGGAAAUAUUUCGAGAUCGAUAUUCUCCGUCAUGAAUAGCGUAGAUCCUCAAGCUAUAUGGUUGAUGCAAGGAUGGUUGUUCGUUCAUGAAUUAACUUUCUGGACCGAGCCCAGGGUUAAAACAUUUUUAACUUCGGUUCCAAUAGGGAAAAUGAUAGUAUUGGAUCUACAAUCGGAACAAUUUCCGCAAUACGGAAGAUUAAAAUCAUAUUAUGGUCAACCAUUUAUUUGGUGUAUGUUGCAUAAUUUUGGUGGUACUUUGGGAAUGUUUGGUUCGGCAGAAAUUGUUAAUAAACAAGUGUUCGAAGGAAGAAAUAUGGCAGGUAGUACAAUGAUAGGAACAGGUCUAACACCAGAAGGCAUUAAUCAAAAUUACGUCAUUUACGAAUUAAUGAAUGAAAUGGCUUAUCGUCGUGAUCCCGUUGAUCUUGAUUUAUGGUUUGGAAAUUACGCUAUUCGUAGAUACGGUGCAUGGAACGAGUAUGCUAUAAAAGCUUGGAAAAAUCUCGGUAAAAGUAUUUAUAAUUUUGUCGGAUUACAAAGGAUUAGAGGAAAGUACGUUGUUACCAGACGCCCCAGUUUAAAACUUUCCCUAUGGACUUGGUACGAUCGUGAGAAAUUUUUUAAUACUUGGAAUACCUUUAUGAUGGCACGAUUUGGAAGAUGUAACAGUACAUUGUAUAAACACGACGUGGUCGAUUUAACAAGACAAGCUUUACAAUUGAUAGCCGAUCAAAUUUACAUUGACGUGAUUGAUUCGUUCAAUCAAAAAAAUCUUAUAACACUUCGAUCGCAUUCAACAUUGAUGCUCGAAUUAUUUGACGAUCUCGAAAUGAUUCUAGCAUCGAGUAAAGAUUUUUUAUUAGGCAAUUGGUUAGAAGCAGCAAAAGCAAUGGCGGAAAUUGGUAAUUUAAAGGAAAUCAAAUUUUACGAAUACAAUGCCAGAAAUCAGAUCACUUUGUGGGGACCAAACGGUGAAAUAAGAGAUUACGCUAACAAACAAUGGUCCGGUGUAAUCGUCGAUUACUUUAAACCACGAUGGAAAAUUUUUCUCGAUGCUCUGGACGAUACUCUGUCGAAAAAAAUCAAAUUCAACGUUACCGAAAUCAAUGAGAAGAUUUUUCGCGAGGUCGAGGAACCCUUUACUAAAUCAAACAAAAUUUAUUCGAAUCAACCGAAAGGUGAUUCUAUCGAAAUUGCAAUGGAAAUGAUAUCCAAAUGGUAUAAACCGAAUCAAAUGAAAAUUCGAGGAUUGAGAAUAUCGUCACGAGUUUGAUACGAAUUCAUCAACUUAUAUAAUUAGAAUUGAAUUUCGUUGAUUAUUUAAUAUAUUAGUCAGUAAUUAUUUUCAUUUCUGAAUAAUCUAACGAGAAAUUUUCAUGAAUAAUUUCGUACUCUGUAAAUGUGUUAUAAAAAUUAUUAAUUUCUAAACAACACAAUAUGUACGUACCUUUUCUAUUGUAAGAUAAAUCAAUUUCGGCAGCAGCUUCCUUGUAAUAAAAUUUGUACCUAAACAAACUGGAUUGAAAAAGAAAAAAAAAAAACAAGAAAAAACUAAUUAAACCAA